Messenger RNA from Rhododendron vialii, 2671 nucleotides. RefSeq names its product pentatricopeptide repeat-containing protein At1g14470. The transcript has a single exon. Gene Ontology annotation, biological process: RNA modification. The record is from RefSeq and is a predicted model, not a curated record. Lineage: Eukaryota; Viridiplantae; Streptophyta; Magnoliopsida; Ericales; Ericaceae. Gene Ontology annotation, molecular function: zinc ion binding; RNA binding; protein binding. Bases 318 to 2597 code for a protein of 759 amino acids.
AGAUUGCCACUCUUUAAAUUUGGAAACUAAUAAAAAUCUUCACAAUGCCUUGUACUGUAGUUUGCAGCGAAGAUGUAAUAUUGAGAUAAGUAUUGAGGGGGUGAAGUGAUCAAGAAAGCAUUGAGGUGAGCUGUCAUUGGCCAAUUGUUACUGCGAUACGUAUAACGAUGAAAUCAUAAUCUACAAAAUCAUAAAAAGAUAGUAUAGUCUGGAAAUUGUAUGAAAGAUGACCCAGCAAAACCUUAUUCACGGAAAAGUUUGCAAAUAAGAUUAUUCUCACAAAGAUUUCAUGUCCAAAUUCCCACAUCCCCAUUCCCAUGUCACAUCCAUGCACCACUGCACUAAAGCUAAGCACUCUAAAUCAUCUAAAACAACUCCAUGCACAAACCAUUCGCCACAACCUCCACCACUACAAUUACUGGGCCGCCUAUCUCAUUGCCCACUGCACGCGCCUCCAUGCGCCACCGCCCUAUACCCGCCUCAUUUUCGACUCUGCACCAAAUCCUAAUGCCCUUGUCUUCACAAACAUGCUCAGAUUUUACGCCCAAACGGGUGCCCACAGUGAUGUGAUCACUCUUUUUUGUCAAAUGCAAAAUUGUGGGGUGAGGCCUGAUGUUUUUGCAUACCCCAUGUUGAUGAAAUCGGUGGGUAAGGCCGCGGUUGAGCUACAUGCUCAUGUGCUGAAAUUGGGUUAUGGUUGUGAUGUUUAUGUACGCAACGCGAUGAUGGGGGUGUAUGUGAAGAAUGGUCCGGUUGAGGUUGCACGUAAGCUGUUCGAUGAAAUGUGUGAGAAGACGGUGGUGGAUUGGAACUCCAUGAUUUCGGGUUAUUGGAGUUGGGGGUGUGGAUUUGAAGCAUGUGAAUUGUUUGAUUUGAUGCCUGAGAGGAAUGUUAUUUCUUGGACUGCGAUGGUCACUGGGUUUUCGAAGAUGAGGGAUUUGAAGAGCGCAAGGAGGGUUUUUGACGAGAUGCCUGAGAAAAGCAUUGUCUCGUGGAAUGCAAUGAUCUCUGGUUAUGUUCAAAAUGGGUUUCCCAAAGAGGCUAUACGACUAUUCACUGAGAUGGCAAAUUCAGGGUUUCAACCAAAUGAGACAACAUUAGUCUUGGUUAUUUCUUCAUGUUCAUCGCGGGGUGAUCCUUGUCUUGCAGAAUCACUUGUCAAAAUGAUGGAUGAGAAGCGCGUCCAUCUGAAUUACUUUGUCAAGACGGCACUGAUUGAUAUGCAUGCAAAAUGUGGAAGCCUUGAGACUGCUAGAAAGAUUUUCGAUGAGUUGGGUGAGCAUAAAAAUUCUGUCGUGUGGAACACGAUGAUUUCGGGUUAUACACGUGUUGGUGACCUGAUUUCAGCUAAAGAGCUGUUUGAGAGAAUGUCUGAGAAGGAUGUUGUGUCAUGGAACUCAAUGAUUGCUGGUUAUGCUCAAAAUGGGCAAUCAGCUAGGGCAAUUGAACUCUUCCAAGAAAUGGCCACAUCUAAGGAAUCAAACCCUGAUGAGGUUACUAUGGUUAGUGUUAUCUCAGCAUGUGGACAUCUUGGAGCUUUAGAAUUAGGCAAUUGGGUGGUGAAUUUCAUCACCCAAAACCAAAUAAAGUUGAGCAUUUCGGGGUAUAAUUCACUGAUUUUCAUGUACUCCAAAUGUGGGAGCAUGAAAGAUGCCAGAAAGGUUUUCGAAGAAAUGGCAACAAGAGAUGUGGUUUCCUACAACACUUUGAUCACGGGGUUUGCAGCCCAUGGUAAUGGUUCUGAAGCUCUGGAACUAAUGUUGAAGAUGAAAGAGGAAGGCAUUGAACCGGAUCGUGUAACCAAUAUUGGUGUCUUAACAGCAUGCAGCCACAGUGGCUUAUUAGAAGAAGGUCGUGAAAUGUUUGAUUCAAUUGAAGAUCCAGAAGUAGAUCACUAUGCGUGCAUGGUUGAUUUGUUAGGCCGCAUGGGUAAGUUGGAUGAAGCAAAGGAAUUAAUCGAAAGAAUGCCAAUGAACCCCCAUGCAGGGGUGUAUGGAUCUCUUUUAAAUGCUAGCAAGAUCCACAAAAGGACUGACCUUGGCGAGCUUGCUGCAAACAAACUUUUUGAGCUAGAACCGCAAAAUUCUGGGAACUAUGUUUUACUUUCAAACAUGUAUGCUUCUAAAGGGAGGUGGGAAGAUGUUGAGAGGGUGAGAAAAGCAAUGAGAGAAGGGGGAGUGAAAAAGACAACCGGAUGGAGUUGGAUGGAAUAUGGUGGCAAGAUGCACAAGUUUAUAGUUGGUGACCGGUCACACGAAAGAUCUAGUGAUAUUUAUCAGUUACUUACGGAAUUGAGGAAGAAGAUGAGGGCUGCUGGAUAUAAAGCUGAUAAGAGCUGUGUGUUGAGAGAUGUUGAGGAGGAAGAAAAGGAAGAGAUGGUGGGGACUCAUAGUGAGAAAUUGGCUAUUGCUUUUGCUCUACUUGUUAGUGAAGCAUGGUCAGUGAUCAGGGUAGUGAAGAAUCUGAGAAUUUGUUGGGAUUGCCACAUGGCUAUAAAGAUGAUUUCAAAAUUGGAGGGGAGAGAGAUUAUUAUUAGGGACAAUAACAGAUUUCAUAGUUUUAGCAAAGGACAGUGUUCUUGUAAUGACUACUGGUGAGGUUAGCGGUGUUAGUUUUUGACCUUUCAAUUUCUGCUAUAUGGCUAAACUGUUGUAUAGUGACACAAUUCAAA